AUGGAAAUAAAAACCGACUUGACCACGAAUCAUUCUACCAGACAGACACAAAAAAUAAAGGAAGAGAACCCAGAAGAAUAUGAUAAUGUUCGCAAGAUGGUGGCAUAUGGGUCCAAGCUAGCCCACUCAAGUGUAGAGAGGGCCUGUCUGUUAGGUGCAGUGCAGUACACUUCAGUUGCUUAUGACCAUAACUACUCCAUGCGGGGCCAAGAUUUGGAGGAGGCCAUACAGAAGGACAUAGAGGAGGGACUGAUCCCAUUCUGUGUAGUGGCCACUUUGGGAACAACUUCAUGCUGCUCAUUUGAUAACCUCAAGGAAAUUGGUGAGGUGUGUCAGAAGUUCGAUCUUUGGUUACACGUGGACGCCGCCUACGCAGGUUCGGCCUUCAUCUGCGAAGAAACCAGACACCACAAGUCUGGCAUAGAACUGGCCGACUCUUUCAACUUCAACCCUCACAAAUGGUUACUGAUUCAGUUCGACUGUUCAGCUGUCUGGAUCAAAGACAAGAUCAAACUGUCUAAUGCAUUCAGAGUUGACCCGUUGUAUCUGCAACAUGAGAACCAAUCACCAAACUUUCCUCGACAAGAGAAGUUUUUAUAUUUAGGCCGAAGAUUUCGCUCUAUUAAACUCUGGUUCACUUUUCGAACAUUCGGAGUCAACGCCUUUCAGAAACACAUCCGGACUUCGAUCCAGAUGGCAGACUACUUCGCCAAUUUAGUGACCAGCAACGACAACUUUGAGCUAUUUCGACCACAGUCUAUGGGACUGGUUUGCUUCCGGGCUAAAGGGAGCAACGACCAGAACAAAGAACUGCUAGCCAGAUUGAAUGGAACUAGAGAGAUCCAUUUGACGCCAUCGGAGAUUGAUGAAACUUAUUUUCUGCGACUGGCAAUUUGUAGCACCAAGACUACGUACAAAGAUCUAGACAAGGCAUUCGAGCUCAACUUGAAGCAUUUCAAAGACUUACGAGAGACUCCUGACAAAUAA
Messenger RNA from Symsagittifera roscoffensis, 987 nucleotides. Its product is annotated as aromatic-L-amino-acid decarboxylase-like. Bases 1 to 987 code for a protein of 328 amino acids. Gene Ontology annotation, biological process: carboxylic acid metabolic process; catecholamine metabolic process; serotonin biosynthetic process. The record is from RefSeq and is a predicted model, not a curated record. The transcript is spliced from 6 exons. Gene Ontology annotation, molecular function: aromatic-L-amino-acid decarboxylase activity; pyridoxal phosphate binding. Gene Ontology annotation, cellular component: cytoplasm. Lineage: Eukaryota; Metazoa; Xenacoelomorpha; Acoela; Convolutidae.